ACUGAAGUCGGAAGUCGAAGAUUUGCGAAUUCUGAGUUUCCCGAGCUCCCAGUUGUUUUGAACGCGGCAUUAGCUUAUACUUAAAAUAGGCCUACCUAUCCAUGCGUUGUAAGAUCUGAAAUGCGUCAGCAACACCUGGGCAGAGGAACGCGCACAGUGUGUUCUCACACUGCACUCUCAGCACAGUGAACCACAUGGUUGCGUGGGUGGGGCUGAAAAGAAAUCAGCGUUUUUGUUGACACGAGAUGAGCCGCAUUUCUUAUGUCAGUUGGAUGCGGACGUUGUUCCUACAUAAAAGUUAAAUUGAUCAGGUCAUGCGCUUACCGCUUAGUGGAGUAGGUUAAUACUUUUUUUUAUGGAUUACAAAGCUAAAUUAACCUGUGGUGACAGAGACAAUGUCUCGUCCGGGAAUCUCUAUAUGUCCGCGGCAAUGUUCUCGGCGGGAGUUCUGGGCAAUUUAAUCGCCUUGGUCCUUUUGGAGAUGCGACGCCGGAGGCAAAGUCCAUCCCUUUUCCAGGUGCUGGUGACCGCGCUGGUUAUUACGGACCUACUGGGUACCUUCUCCGUCAGUCCUCUCGUACUAGCCUCCUAUACACAAAACAGGACCUUGAUGGGUAUGGGUGAAAACGGAACAGUAUGCGAUUAUUUUGGGUUCAGCAUGACAUUUUUCAGCCUCGCCACUUUGGCUAUUCUGUGCGCCAUGGCUUUGGAGCGCUACCUCUCCUUUGGACACCCGUAUUUUUACGAACGGCACUUGAGAAAACGCUGCGGAUACAUCACAAUUACACUCAUCUACCUGAUCUGCAUCCUUUUCUGCCUAGCACCUUUCGUGGGCUUUGGAAAAUACGUUCAAUAUUGCCCGGGGACUUGGUGUUUCUUUGACAUGGUCCCAUUAGAAACCAAACCAAAAGUACACGUCGGUGUGUAUGCGUCAUUGACUCUCAUCAUGAUUUCUACCACAGUGGUCUGUAACUUAUCUGUCGUCUACCACUUAAUUCUGAUGUAUAGGAGGUGCAAAGCGCGUGUUUUAACGCGACGGAUACGGGUUUACAAAAGAUCCCUCUCUAUGACGGAGGAAGUGGAGCAUCUUCUGCUUUUGGUGUUCAUAACGGUGACCUUUGUCAUCUGUUCGUUUCCUUUAGUGCUCCGUGUGUUCAUCAACUUCAUGGGCAGGUCAAAUGAGAGCUAUGGCACUGAUCUCGCUGCUCUCCGCAUGCUGUCCUUCAACUCCAUCAUCGACCCCUGGCUCUUCAUCAUCCUCAGCCCCUCGGUGCUGCGCUUCCUCUGGAGGAAGCUGACACUGUGUAAGCCCCAGAGGCCCCCUGAGGCCCCCACAUUCCCACGGGAAAAGGCUUUCCCCGUUGGGCCAAAACUCUCACCGCCAAACCCACCCAUGGAGCUCCAAAACGAGGAAGUGCAGAGAGUGGACAAGACAUAAUUUCAUGCAUGUGGAACCAGGGGCCAAUGACCCACUCUAGAAGGAUUACAGUAACGGGAUCAUUUGAUAUCAGCAGGAGCCUAAGUGACACAGGAAGUGAUUUUACAGACUAGACAUCCACUGGUUGAAGGGACCCCCUUACACAGUGUGUACUUGCAAAUAAACAUUUAGUGAGGUGCAGCAUUUUCACUUGUUGACCUCCUGACAGGAGGUUGGAAUAGAUUGAGGAAGAUAUCAGAGAUGGGGAAGGUUGCGGUGCUGACAUGUUAUACCCACACAAUAUGGAUUUGGGAUUUGGAACAGGACUUAGCAUUUUGAUGUGUCUACUUAUUUCAUUGCUUCAUUAUAUUUAUAUACAAACUUUAUGAUCAGAAAUGUAUAGGACUGAAAUGUUCAUUUGACCGAACUCCUCCUGGACGAAUGGGUCCAGUAUUUACUAUAUUAAAAAAGGUCAAUAAACAUGAUCUAAUCUUAAACCAUUUUAUGAUUGGAAAACCAAAUAUAAUGUCCUUGUAUUAUAUUGAAUGUUUACAUUAAAUGUUUCAGUAUCAGAACCCAAACCCAGCUGUCGUCGGAGCCCGUAUUCAUAUGAUGUCUCACAGCAAAGGAGGAUUUAGAUCAGAAUGAAUAAGAUUACAUGGACAAGACGGCCAGGUCACCUACAUGGGACUCCAAAAAAGCCGACAGACCAACUGUUAAGGCUGAAAGCUAUACAGUCCCAAUCCUGAGAAGGUAAACAUAGCUGCCUGUUCAGCACGGUACAACAUGUUUAGACAUUUGGUGACCACUGUGCCGUUCUUAACAUUUAUUGGAAUUUUUAAUCUGUACCUUUGCAAUAAGCCACUCCUCAACAGAUAUUCAAUCCUUGAUUUAGUUGUAAUGUGUGACGAUAAGAUGGGUUUCAGCUUGAAGUACUUACUCAUACCAGUAACUUUCCAUUCGAAGCAAAGGCGUUGGCUUGUCUUAUUCAUAAUGCACACAGAACAGACCGGUUUUGACUUGUGUGUCCUCAUCUGUGUGCUGUGUACAGUAUGUCAUCCUAACUACUGCUGCGACUAUACGGCCACUCAAGUGUUCCUGUAUUUCUCUUUUCAUUUCCUGACAUGGCUUUUUUUAGAAAAUGAUUCAUGUUAUUUUCUUCAAAAGUGGUACCUACCCUUCCGUGGUUCUAUUCAUUUUCAGUCAGUCUGAAGCCAUGCAUCUAUGUUGAUCGUUAAUUAAGUAAAAGGCCAGCAGGGCUUCCAUUGGCAGUGAUCUGGUUGAGUAACUGUUUAAGACUGAAAUAGCUAUGUUGUUUAUUAAACAGAAGUGUCAUUGCCCUUAAGGCAGGAAGUCAGGGGGAGACGGUGUGUGCAUCCUAAAAUGCAUCCUAAUCCCUUUAUAGUGCACUACUUUUGACCAGGGCCCAUAGGGGAAUAUGUAGUAAAUCGGGUGCCGUUUGGAAUGCAUCACACUGGAUUCAAAUUAGUUUGAUCAGAUGCACUCAAUGCGUUUCCCAUAAACCACUGCUUCUGUAUUUACUUUAUGCUCCAUUCCCAUCAUUGAUGGUAUGUCCCAUGUCCUUCAGAUAAGAUCUCCACUCGUAUAAAAGUGUUUUUACUGUUGGAC
This is a messenger RNA of Salvelinus fontinalis (brook trout), 3046 nucleotides long. Its product is annotated as prostaglandin E2 receptor EP2 subtype-like. Lineage: Eukaryota; Metazoa; Chordata; Actinopteri; Salmoniformes; Salmonidae. Gene Ontology annotation, biological process: inflammatory response; adenylate cyclase-activating G protein-coupled receptor signaling pathway; positive regulation of cytosolic calcium ion concentration. The record is from RefSeq and is a predicted model, not a curated record. The coding region runs from base 356 to 1438 and encodes 360 amino acids. The transcript has 2 exons. Gene Ontology annotation, cellular component: plasma membrane. Gene Ontology annotation, molecular function: prostaglandin E receptor activity.